This is a messenger RNA of Cyphellophora attinorum, 897 nucleotides long. Its product is annotated as putative fructose-bisphosphate aldolase. The coding region runs from base 1 to 897 and encodes 298 amino acids. Lineage: Eukaryota; Fungi; Ascomycota; Eurotiomycetes; Chaetothyriales; Cyphellophoraceae. Gene Ontology annotation, biological process: carbohydrate metabolic process. Gene Ontology annotation, molecular function: zinc ion binding; aldehyde-lyase activity. The transcript is spliced from 2 exons. The record is from RefSeq and is a predicted model, not a curated record.
AUGUCCUGGCGCGACAACAACAAACAUCUGCGCAUCUUGCGAGAUGCCGAAGAAAACGGCUACGGUGUAAUCGCAGCCAUUGCAUAUAAUCUCGAGCAGAUAUUGGGGUUUGUCAAAGCCGCAGAACAAGCGCAAUCACCAUUCAUCAUUCAGUUCUUCCCAUGGGCGAUCACAUUCUCGGAUGGACUCAUCGUCCGAGCGGCCGCUGAUGCAGUAUCUCGGGCCAAGGUACCCAUCUCAAUACAUCUCGACCAUUGCCAAAGUCCAGAUUUGGUCAAGCUUGCAGCGGAUAUGGGAACGUUCGACAGUAUCAUGGUCGACAUGUCUCAUUACGAGAAGGAGGAAAAUAUCAGCAGGACGCGCGAGCUAGUGGCGUACUGCAAUGAACGCAAUGUCGCGACUGAAGCCGAGCCUGGCCGUAUUGAUGGUGGCGAGGAUGGCGUUGCCGACCUCGGUGAGCUUCAGAGUGUGUUCACUACUGCAGAGGAGAUCGAAGAUUUCGUCGCAACAGGCGUGGACGCUCUUGCGCCGUGCUUUGGCAAUGCCCAUGGUGAAUAUGGACCUCAAGGACCCAAUCUAGAUUUUGAGAGGCUCGACGCCAUAAGAACCGCCAGCAACGCGCGCGUCCGCCUGGUUUUGCAUGGCACAAACGGCUUCGAGCCUGAUCUUAUGAAGAAAUGUAUUGCUGCCGGCGUCUCGAAAAUCAACGUUAACAGGGUCGUGCUCGACAACUACAACAGUCACCUGAAGAAGAAUGCGCCUCAUCUGCCGCAGACGACUUUGAUGGAGCAAGGUGUGCAAGAAGUGAUUAAGCAGACGGUGGAGUGGAUGGAGAUCUGUGGCUCUGCUGGAAGAGCGAAAGCCUUGGCUAAGCAGCCGCUACAAAAUGGAGUAUAG